CUUGAGUGAAUCAACAGAGGAAGAAAACCCGACAGAAGCACACAAUGCAGUUUGACUGCUACGGGUUAUCCACCCAGGCUUCAUGUAUGUCUCAGCUUCCCAAAUAAAAAUGAAGAAAUCCAUUUUCCCGUUUUGACGAUCGGGACGAAAAGCAAGCUUUCAUAAGUCCAUUUUUACGUUACGCUUGAGGAAAAACCAGCUUCUGCUGCGGACACCGGCGAAAUCUCCUGCUUGACCGCACACAGUGGAUCACACAACGGGCCGCGGAAGGAGGUGCCCAGCCUGCGCUGACGGGGCUGCGCUCAACAUCCGUGACGGUGCAACUCCAGCCCGAGGCCUUGGGGCCUGUUGUAUAUUAUUAUCGUUUUAAAUGGAGGCUCGUACGAAAGGAGAAGCCAGAGGAAAAUGGCCCUCUCUACAGCGCGAGUGAUGAAAGUGACAAUGUCUUGACAGAAAGACAGUAAGUGGAAUAUCUAGAAGCUUUUAUAAUCGCUGUGUUAUUGGAUAAAACAGGCCCGGUGAUGCCCAGACAUGACUGUACUCAGACUACAGUGUGCUCACACCAUACAGCCUCCACUGGACUCGAUUAAAUUAUAAGACGGGAACCUUAAACCACAUUUUCAUCUGAGAUCCGCAACACUGGUCCUGGAGGCGCUGGUUUUUAUUCAGUAUCUGUUGUAAAGUCCCCCAGGCCGGACCAGGGUGUGUUUUUAUUAAGUGCCUUUGUCGGGCAUUGACAUGGACGGUCCCAGUCGAAGCGGAGGCUUCAGGCAGAGCCGUCGCUCCCGCUCGCAGCGUGACCGAGAGCGGCGGCGGAGGAGAGCGGAUCUCGCGGAACACAGGGCCUCGUCGCCAUCCUCGGCCUCGGACCAAGAACUCUGCAGAGGAGACUCACUGCUCCGUGCCAGCGGAGGAGAAUGCAGACCCGGCUUCCCCGGGGCCAGACACCGGCCUCCGCGUCGGAGGAAGCGAGAGUCGGUGUCUUGCGAGGAGGAUAUCAUCGAUGGAUUCGCUAUAGCCAGCUUCAUAAGCCUGGAGGCCUUGGAGAUGGACUGUUCCCUAAAGCCUCCAGAACGUUCUGGCUUGUUCAUGAGUAGAGGAAUCAAAAGGAAGAGAGGCCUGGAUGAAAACGGAGGGCUUCUGUCAGAGCCGGAGGAAGGACCUCCUGCUACAUACACCAACAGUUGGGAGCAGCGCAGGAAAAUCAAAUCUAAACUGAAGAGAAAGGGAGAUGCGAAGGUAUCUGGGAAUCACAUGGAGACAGGAUAUAUUUGUGAUACAGAGAGUGAAUCAGGGGAUAAGGCCUCUGACAAUAUGGAGCCAGCAUUCAUCGUCUGCACAACAGAAGCAGUUAACUCCAACUCUGCAAGCACUGCUGCGGGCAACGGUUGCCCUCUCUUGCCCUCAAAUAGCUCGCAACCCCUUCUGUCAGUCACACCUCGGGUCUCUGGCCUGGAGAGGAGUCAGGAGAGGAGUAUGGAGCAGCCUUACCCUGAGCCCAUCUCUACCUCAUCCUCUCUGCCUAGCCUUGCAGCCCAUUCCACUGCCUCGGUCUCCAACUCACUUCCAGAGCUGCGUAAUGGAAAUGGUGGUCCCUAUCACCGCCAUGAUCCUAGCCCACCACAGCACAAACACAAGCCUUUCCUUGGAAAGUCACAACCAAUCUACAGCAACAACAGGAGCAGUACCUCAGGCAAGCCUCCAUCUUCGUCAGCCUCUUCUUCAUCAAUCAGACCACCUACUUCUGCUACAAGUGCGUCCCUUGUUCGAGGCCCAGGUGGUGUGGGGACAAUAAUACCCUCCUCUCGACCAAGUCCUGGUGCUGUCUUCACGCCGUCCCCCAACCUUCCCCCACCACCUCCUCUCCUGCAGGUGUCACCCCACACUUCAACAGAUCAGGAUCUGAUCUGUCAGGACCUGCCAGACUCAAAUGCUGGCUCUGCACCUGGAGGACCAUCUGUGUCAAACUCGAGCUCUGGGACAUCUAGCAGAUCCUCCCAGGCCCAAACGUCUAUCCCUACAAUGGCCUACCAAUUCCAUCAGCACAAUCACCAGCACCAGCACACUCAUACUCACCAACACUUCUUACAUCCCACAGCUGCACCACCACCACUGUUUGAUAAGUAUCCAAGCAAAAUAGAUGGUCUCUUUCGACACCCAUUUUUUCCUCAGUACCCACCCCCAGUGCCCGUUCUUCCGCCCACAGGACCUUUCAGAUCAUUGCAUGGAGCUUUUCAGCCUAAGCUUGUUGCCCUUCAGGGAGCUGCUCCAGAGAUGGCUGCUGGUUUGGGAGUUGUACCGCCCCACCUUCCACCUAAAGCUCCAAGGCUAACAGACCCAUUUGCACCACCACCAAAAGUCAGUAAUAAGCCUGGAAAAUGGUGUGCUAUGCAUGUCCGUGUUGCUUGGAUGAUUCUAAGGCAUCAAGAAAAAGUCAAGCUAAUGCAUGCUGAUCCACAAAAGCUGGACUUCCGUAAUGACCUGUUGCCUCGACUCCCUGGCCCUGGUAUUGGUGGACUUGGAGGCCUAGGACCACUUGGUGGUCCCCUUGCCCCAACUCCUGAUCUUACAAGACCAGGAAGCCUGUUCACUGGUGGAGUCAAUCCGUCCUCCACACCAUUCAUGCCUCCAUCAACGCCCCAUUCCUCUUUCCUCACCUCAGCAGCACAUCUGGACCCAUAUGUUCGUUCAUCCUCCUACUCUUCUUUGGGAGCCCUGAGUUCUGGUGCCUUUGGAGGCCUAGGCAGCCCCACGAUAGUUGCCAAUGUUUUUGGACAUAAGGCCGAGCCCUCUGCAAGUGCAGUUGGAGGACUGGGUAACCCCCAUGAUCCAUGGAAUCGUCUGCAUGUUACCCCUGCCUCUUUCCCCUCUGGAUCGUCCUGGGCAAAAGGACCAGAGAAGAGAGAUGAUAGAGGAAAGGAUGUGGAAAGAAGAGAACCCACUCAUAUAAAAGACGAAAAGGACAGAGACAGUCUCUUGUAUGGACGCCAGCCAGUGCGAAUGUCACCUGGUGUCCCAUCCCUCAAGCAUCGCAGCAGCACCCCCAGUUCACAUCUAAAUGGCUUGGGCCCACUGAACGGAGGUGGAGUUCAGUCAGAUGGCCAAAGCAGAGAGCGUGAAAGAGAAAGAGAACGGGAGUCAGACAAGAGACAACAUUCUGCAUCCAGGGCGCCAGUGUCAGCUUCCUCUGCAGCACCAGACAGACCUCGAUCUUCAACAUCGUCUAUUCUCACAACCUCUCCUUCUAACGUCCCCUUAGCCCCCUCUCCUCUGGAUCUGUUUCACCGACAGCCACCGCACACACUCAGCACAGAAUCCAGCCAUUCUUCGCAACGAGAGAAAAAUGGUCCAGCCUCUUCUAGUUCACUUCCAGUCAAGAAACCUGAUCGUACCACAACUCCGGUAUCCAAACCUGCACUUGGUCUAACCUCUGAGUUGCUCCUCCCCCAAGUCAAGGUCAAAGAAGAGCGUAAAGAGGAGCCUGAGCCAGUGCCCAUCUCUUUACUGCAUUCCGCCGUGCCUUCACACAAUUUUGAACGGCCUAAUAGUCGGCACCCACACCAUCCAUCCACUCCUUCCUCAACCCUCUCAUUGACACCUACACCUGGCGUGCCUCUUCCUCCACCAACUCCGCACCCUCCACACCAUCCUCUGUCCUUCUUAGAUCGUCCACGGUGUAUUGAUCCCUAUCUUGGUGGUGCUGGAGGCUCAGCCGGACUGGUAUUAGGUGCUGCAGUUGAUCGUUUCCCACCACAUCCACAUGGUCCUCCACAAGGUCAUUCCCAAGCCACUCACUUUCCCUGGGACCCUUGGAGGGAUCUGGCCGCUCAACAGCAGCAACGCAGGGAAGUAUUGGCUCUGAGGUCAGAUCCCCACCUUGCACUUCGCUCUGAUCCACACUUGUCUAGACUUCUCCAGCAUCAGCAGGUACAGCGUUAUUUGGAGGCCGAGAGAGCUGCAGUAGCGGCAGCUGUGGCAACCAGCCCACACCAUCCACCUGCACCUACCUCUACGUCCUCAGUAGGCAGGCCAGAGUUCGGUUUGAUGUGCCACCCGUUCGAUGAGGAACAACGUGCUCAGUUACUGCGGGAAGACUUGGAGAGAGCACGGUACUUUGGGAUGCAUUCACAUCCGCACCUAUCCGCACCUCACCUUCCUAGCCUAUCUCAUGCUGCCCACCUAGAACAGCUUCACGCAGGGCUACUAUCCCACUCUCACCUCCAACCAGCUGGAGCCUCUGCACAAGCAUCACAUCACCCUGGCCUCUACUCUAGACUGGGACCUCUGCAUUCACACUCUCACAUGCCUAAUGGCAUUCUAGCCAAGGCACCAGGUCUAGUUGGGGCAUUGUCUGUUGGGGCUCCACCACCUCUAAUUCCGUCUGUGAACAGAUCUACUCCACCCCGUGGCCCCAGACUUGGUGGAGCAGGAGACUUGGCCCUUUUCACCACACAUAAAGACGGCGAGUCCAGAUAGUACUAGUUAAAGCUCGAGCAGCUUCCAGAACUGCUGUGCUGAAGAAACUGCUCGUUAAAUGGCAAGAUUUUGCAGGACACUCAAAAAGAGCUAAGCUUCAGUGACCAUACACAAGUGUUGAAACAACCUGGGGAGCGAACAGAGACACUUGCCAGGGCUGUUUUUAUAUAUUUAUCCACUGUGGUUAAGUUGGUGCAAUUAAGGUACUCUCUUGCUGUGCCCGGGUUUUUAUGUAGGGUUUUCUUUACAAAGAGGCCUGUGGAUGUUCAAAGACUAUUCAUUACUACUAAUAUGAAGACAGGUUGUGUUGAAGAGUGAUUGAUAAAAAAUUGUGAACUUGUUUGUUUUGGUGAACUUAAGGAAAACCUACUGUAGAGUUAUGGUCCUCAGCUUUGCAUUUGAGUAAAGAGAAAUUGGACCCUUGACAAAGUAGUUGAGUACUUCUCAUUGUCUGAAUCAGCACUGUUGGGAAAUGUAUGAAUUAAAAGAAACACAUGGUCCACAUUCUGCUUUAAAUAUUCAAGUCAUCCAUCAGACAACUUCCAUGAACAUCAGAAUGAACUUCUUAAGAUUUAUUUUAUUCUUUAAAAAAAAAGUUAUGAACUGUACAUCUUGUUGAAUAAUAUUUUAAAAUUCAAAGGGAAAGAACUGUCUCCCAUUCAUUAGUCUGACUCAGUACAAGAGCUGGGCCAGAAUAUAGUAGAAUAGUGAUAUUGCUUUUGUAAUAAUUAUUGUUAACAUUAAUUACCUUCCAUAAUAAAUAUAUUCACUGUUUAUGUUAUAAUGUCAUGUUUCAGGUCUCACCAAAUGCACUCACUUGUUGAAACGAGUCAGUAAUUAUUAUUGUCCAGCAAAGCACUACAGUGAUAUUGGUCCAAAAUACUGGUUUAUGUUAAAGCCUGUGUACAGAGGAUGUAUCAAAGCCAGCCUCUACGGUUCAGAGAACUGUAUAUCAUCAUAAUUUGGGAGAAGUGUGUGUGGUAUGUCUAUGUUCUCCACAGUUGAAGCCUUUGGAAGUCUCCAACAGCCAUCACCCAAACACACUCGGAGCGAAACGAGGCAUCUGUCGACUGGACAAAAGGAGUGCAGGUCUUGUACUUGCAGCUAAACUAUAGGAUUAGAAAGACUCUUGAGAUACAGUGCAUUCUGGAUUAAUUAUUUGAGCAAAACAAUUUUAUACAUUUUAAAUAUGUCCCCCUCCCCUUGAAAAGAAAACCACAAUGAUUAUUAAAAAUGGU
Sinocyclocheilus rhinocerous is the source of this 5714-nucleotide messenger RNA. RefSeq names its product autism susceptibility gene 2 protein-like. NCBI's taxonomy places the organism in Eukaryota, Metazoa, Chordata, Actinopteri, Cypriniformes, Cyprinidae. The transcript is spliced from 19 exons. The record is from RefSeq and is a predicted model, not a curated record. The coding region runs from base 739 to 4476 and encodes 1245 amino acids.